UCCAAUGACAACAUUUUCUUUAACAACAUUUCGAAUCUGUUCCUUUUCCUUUUCGGAUUGCGUGUCAUUCAGUUGAACAUCUUUUCCUAUUCAACUCAAAAAUUAGUAAAAAUACAUAAGCUUGCGAUAUUAUCAUUAUCAUUACUAUUUUAUUAUUUCGCCACCAUUGUGACUUAAUUCCUCUCCUAUUCUCGUCCAUCGUUUCAGCCGUCUUCGUUGACGAAGUACAUUACGCAUUACCCACGUCUCCUUAUACCCCUCAAUUCAAUAACUCGAUUACUCUAUCAUUGAUGGAAAGUUUGCACCGGUUGCUCUCUUGCCAUUGAUUCUCCGUCAGCGAACACCCCGAAUCAUUAAGCUCAGAUCAUUGGUCGCUAUCAAGAAAGUAGAAAGGAGAGCGCCUAGGUCAGGGGCAGACAGCAAUGUCUUCCACCAACAUUGAUGUAGACGACGGCCAACACGAUCAUAUUUUACGGCCGAGGCCCCGAAAAGCGCAACAUACCCAGGUCGCCGAGUUAACCAGAGAACACAGCAGUAAUUCUGUUAAUGGCAAUGGGCAUCUUGAGCUGCCUUCGGAGGAACCUGCAUCGGGCUUGACUAGUGGUCGUUCGACGCCAGUUCCUGAAAAUGCUCCUGCGUCGACCAAAGCUCUGUCUAGUGCACGGAAGCAAGUUCGCGCAGAGCAGCGCCGUCGUAUCUUCCCAACCAUCGAAUACGCUUCCCGAGUUUCCCACUUCGAUCCUCGAUCCGAUUACCGCGAUUUCCAUGGCUUCUUCAACCUAUUUUGGAUUGGCUUAGCCAUCAUGGGCAUAACUACCAUGUUGCGCAAUUACAAGGACACCGGAUACCCCUUGCGCGUCCAGAUUUGGACCCUCUUUACGAUCAAGUUAUGGCAUCUAGCAGUUGCCGACCUGUUAAUGGUUACGAGCACUGCUAUUAGUUUGCCGCUACACAAGAUUUUCAGGAGUAGCCAAGGCGCGUUGACGUGGAAGAAGGGUGGCGUGGCUAUUCAGAGCAUAUACCAAGUUCUGUGGCUUGCCUUUUGGAUCGCCGUGCCGUUUGUUCUUAACUGGACCUGGACGUCUCAAGUUUAUCUGCUGUUGCAUACCAUGGUCCUCUUAAUGAAGAUGCAUUCGUAUGCGUUUUAUAACGGUCACCUAUCGGAAACCGAAAAGCGGCUACACGCCCUCGACGAACCUCAUGGCGCCUCCAAAGCCCCCGCAUACGUCUACCCGUCCGUCGAGAAUCCGAUGGGCAAGCUUGUACAUGGAGAUUUAGAGGUUGACAGUGAUAGUGAAGACGAAGGCCUCAAGCAGCUGCGGGAGGACCUGGCGCGAGAGCUGACGAGCCCUAUCGGCAACGUGACAUAUCCGCGAAACUUGACCUGGUCAAAUUACACCGACUAUAUCCUAUGCCCAACGUUAUGUUACGAACUGGAGUAUCCACGUAACGAGUCGAUCCACUGGACAUCAUUAAUAGCCAAAAUAGUCGCCACCUUUGGCUGUAUCUUCUUGUUGACAAUCAUCUCGGAAGAGUACAUCCUACCCGUACUGCAGGAAUCAACCAUUGACCUUGACAAGAGCUCUUCCGUGUUUGAGACUUGCCUCAUUCUUGCCGAGACCAUCUCAUGGCUGCUCUUCCCGUUCAUGCUCACUUUUCUACUCGUGUUCCUCGUCAUCUUCGAAUAUGUGCUGGGCGCCUUCGGCGAGAUUACGCGAUUCGGAGACCGACAUUUCUAUAGUGAUUGGUGGAACAGCACCGAUUGGAUGGAAUUUAGUCGUGAGUGGAAUAUACCUGUGUACUCGUUUCUGAGACGGCACGUAUAUGCGACCUCAAGACCAAGCAUUGGGCGCAAUAUGGCGACGCUCAUCACCUUCCUGGUAUCUGCUAUCGGCCACGAAAUUGUCAUGGCUUGUAUCACCAAGAAGUUGCGCGGCUACGGCUUCAUAUGCCAGAUGUUGCAGCUACCGAUCGUCAUGCUGCAGCGCACCAAGUGGGUACGCGCCCAUAAGACGGCGAACAAUGUGCUUUUCUGGUGCAGCAUGGUUUUAGGACUAAGCAUGAUAUGCUCACUUUACGUCCUGGUUUGAUUUGAGCUCGCUCCUAAUGUCUACUCAAGGUGCAUAUGGCUGGUUUUGGCAUACACGGAAAGGAGGGAAACGUCGAAGGUUAGAAAGCGCAGAUGGAUCCGAAUAAAAUCUGAAAAAGAAGACUUCGGCACCACUGCCCUGAACAAAUUAUCAACACAUUACUCCACGUUGGAAUGGAAGUGUACUAUUAUGUAUUUUUAUUGCAUGUCUCGGAUAUACCCCCAUACCCUUUGUUGAUAGGCCUAGCGUGAAGUAGUAGACUGGAUGCAUAUUAGCGAGGAUUUUACUUGCUAUGUUCCCUUGUUGAAGCUGUGACUAAGGAUUAUUCUAGAUACUCGCC
Molecule: messenger RNA, 2430 nt
Organism: Annulohypoxylon maeteangense
Lineage: Eukaryota; Fungi; Ascomycota; Sordariomycetes; Xylariales; Hypoxylaceae
Product: MBOAT-domain-containing protein
Exons: 3
Coding region: 423-2090 (555 amino acids)
Biological process (GO): ergosterol metabolic process
Cellular component (GO): endoplasmic reticulum membrane
Molecular function (GO): ergosterol O-acyltransferase activity
Source: RefSeq, a predicted model, not a curated record